CUCGUCUCCGGGAACUGCAAGGUGCUCUUGCUCCAGCUUAACAUUCUCAUAGUUUGGGGAAUCGGAACGUUAUUGUACUGGUUGGGCUGAAAUUCAUCCAUGCAUCUCGUAAACAAGGGGGCUUGUUAUUUUGAAUGGAAUGGUGGUCGGUCUGAGAUAUAGAUAGAUAUUUCUGACUCUUGUGAUCGAAUGACAUGACACCCGAAGUUGAUGAGGGCUCCUGUGAGCACAGAGAUUUGUUAACUUGGGUUGCAGAUCUUUUUCGAGCCUCAGCUCAGCUCGUGAAAUCUGCCGAUCCCUUCAGGUCCACGAUGGAAACGAAUGUCUUGAAUUUCACUUUCUUGGGUAGUGAUUUCAUUCUAGUCAAUGCUGCGAUAGACUCGUCUCAGCACACGGGAUCGGUCACUUCUAAACCUGAAGAAUGUCAAGCAGAAGAGCAGAGGGAUGCUCCUUUCCCAUUCGAGGAGUGGAUGGCGAAGUUACAGCAUUACGGUGAUUCCACCCAACUAGCUACCCAGCUCAUGAUUGUGGAGGAUUAUUUGAGACGCAUUUGGGCCAUCAUAAUAGCCAGCCUUCCUCGCGCACACGGAGCCUGAGUAGGUCGCGUCUGCAGAUUUUACAUUGCAUUUAGGUGGUCGAUCGGUGAGUAGCUUAGGAACAUUAAGGAUCUUAUCAGACAGCCAGCUUCAUCAUCCAUGCAGGCAAAUAGCAAUUCUCAGCUCAGUCCAUUCAUAAAUCGGUAUCAGAAUGAUUCCAAUUGGAACUCUAGCUUCAAGACACUUUUCGUGGGUGUUCUCUUCAGGAAGCUGUCGUUGCAGGUCUUUCACUGGAGCAGUUGAACCUACAAGUCAGAUCGAGCUCUCAAAUCAGUACUAAUGAGCUUUGAUGUCUUCGAAGGAUGAAGUUGAUAUAAGGUACAGAUCACACGAUACAGUUCACACGAUACCUAGUGUGUAGAUACCGAGUGUGUAGAAUCCGUGACCAUCAUUUCGUUAUGUCUUUACGGGUACCUAUACUGCCACGCUGCUGAGGAGCGGACAGAGCAGGUGUUGUAUAAUGUCUAUGAAGCCACAGAGGAACCUGAUUCUUAGAUUCAACUUACGGCUCAGAAUUCGGUUCCAUAUAGAAGGUGACUUACACCGUGAGCUCUCCAACUUUCGUGCGAUUGAUCCGUUGUAUGUAUAAUGGCAAUCUUCCA
Molecule: messenger RNA, 1198 nt
Organism: Marchantia polymorpha subsp. ruderalis
Lineage: Eukaryota; Viridiplantae; Streptophyta; Marchantiopsida; Marchantiales; Marchantiaceae
Source: the annotation of a GenBank genome assembly